AACUGCCCUUUUUCGAGAAAAACCACUUCUUCAACCCCACCAAAAAAAAAAAAAAAAAAUCAUCUGAACUGUCUUUCUGUUGAAGAAUGAUCGAAGCCACAUAAUAACGAUUGUAUAUUUAUAUUAUAUAUAUUCUUAAAUUCUUAGGGCUUCUCGCUUCUUGGUUUUUUUUUUUUUUUUUUAAAAUAAAAAAUGCAGUCCCAAGAGGAAGCCCAGACUCCUCCUCCUCCUAAAACUAACUCCAUUGAUCAUCAUCAUGGUUCUCCUAAGCCCUUCACCCCCAGAAGUUAUCAGUCAGAGGUGUACGAGGUUGCAGUGAAGAGAAACACCAUUGCCGUUUUGGAGACAGGCACUGGCAAGACCAUGAUAGCCGUUAUGCUCAUCAACCACAUUGGUCAACUUAUCAGGUCUACCGCCUCCAAAAAGCUUAUUAUUUUCUUGGCUCCCACCGUUCAUCUUGUUAAUCAGCAAUUUAAGGUUAUUGAGGAUCAUACUGAUUUCGAAGUGGGAGAAUACUAUGGAGGCAAGGGGGUUGAUGAAUGGGAUAAUAAGUCCUGGGAAAAGGAAAUAAAUCAGCAUCAUGUCUUGGUAAUGACACCCCAAGUUCUUUUGGAUGUCUUACGAAGGGCAUUCUUUAAUUUAGAAGCAGUAGGCUUAAUGGUCAUUGAUGAAUGCCAUCGGGCUAUCGGUAACCAUCCCUAUACUAAAAUAAUGAAGGAAUUUUAUCACAAAUGUAGUAGCAAGCCCAAGAUCUUUGGAAUGACAGCGUCGCCUGUUGUUGGAAAAGGUGUUUCAACAACAAGGCAAUGUGAGGGUCAAAUAUCAGAACUUGAAAACAUCUUGGAUUCUCAGGUUUAUACUAUUGAAGACAAGACGGAGAUGGAAGUUUAUGUCCCCUCGGCAAAAGAGACUUACAGAUUUUAUGAUCCAACGUGGCAUUCAUUUUUAGAUUUGAAAGCAAAGAUAGAAGCCUCAUGGUUGAAGUUUGAUGCUUCAUUGUCAAAGUUGCAAGAGUUGGUAGAAAAUAAUUUUAAGGAUGUUGAUGAUAGAAUUAAGACAUUACGGAAAAGGCUGUCGAAUGACCACGCAAAGAUCACAUAUUGCCUUGAUGAUCUUGGUCUCACAUGUGCUUAUGAGGUUGUCAAGGUAUGUUUGGAAAAAGCCCCUAAUAACGAAGAAGAUUGUGAAGUUUUUAGAGAAAGUUCUAUGCAGUACAAAUGUUUCCUCGAGGAAGUGCUAUGUCAAUUUGGGGAUGCACAUAAACCUGGCUACGAAAAUCAUUUUGGCUCUGAAUGCGACUUUUUGAAGGCUGUGGAUUUAGGCUACAUAUCUCCAAAACUACACGAGCUUAUUGAACUUUUCCAAUCUUUUGGAGGAGCUAUGCAAUUACUUUGCCUCGUCUUUGUCGAUAGAAUUAUCACAGCUAAAGUAAUUGAAAGAUUUGUGAAGAAAGUUGCUUGUUUAUCUCAUUUCACAGUUUCAUAUUUGACUGGAAGCAAUACAUCAGUUGAUGCACUUGCUCCAAAAUUGCAAAAGGAGACUUUGGAAUCAUUUCGCUCUGGAAAGGUCAAUCUAUUAUUUGCCACUGACGUAGUUGAAGAGGGAAUUCAUGUGCCGAACUGCUCCUACGUGAUACGUUUUGACCUGCCCAAGACAGUCCGAAGUUAUGUCCAGUCAAGGGGACGAGCACGACAAAAUGACUCUCAAUUUAUCAUAAUGUUGGAGAGGGGAAACAGCAAACAAAGAGACCAACUAUAUGAUGUCAUCAGGAGUGAGCGUUCAAUGAUAGACACUGCAACAAAUAGAGAUCCUAAUACGUGCGUUUUGAAAAAAUGUACUUCUGAGGUAAACAGUGCUUAUUUUGUGGAUGCCACUGGAGCUUCAAUUACUGCAGAUUCCAGUGUCAGUCUCAUACAUCGGUAUUGCGAACGGCUCCCUAGUGACAAGUACUUUACUCCGAAGCCAACUUUUCAAUUCUCAAAUCUUGGAGAUAGGUCUUAUGAGUGUACGCUAACAUUACCUCCUAAUGCGGCUUUUCAAACGUUAGUCGGUCCUGUAAGUACGAGCUCCCAGUUGUCAAAGCAGCUUGUAUGCUUGGAAGCAUGCAAGAAAUUACAUCAGAUGGGGGCUCUAGAUGAUCAUCUUCUUCCAUCCACUGAAGAGUCUUCAGAAAGAAAUCUCAAUAUGAAAAGCAAAGAAGCUGCUUCAGGUGCAGGAACAACUAGAAGGAAGGAAUUACAUGGGACAACUUGUAUUCUUGCACUGUCUGGAACUUGGGGAGAAAAGCUUGAUGUGGUUUUUCAGGCUUACAAGUUUGACUUUUCAUGCAGCAUUGAAAGUGAGAUCUUUUCUGGAUUUAUUCUUCUAAUUGAGUCAAAGCUUGAUGACGACGUAGGCAAUCUCGAAUUGGAACUCUUCUUGGUUUCUAAGACGGUUAAGGCUUCUGUUUCUUAUUGUGGACAAGUGCAUUUGGAUGCAGAACAGAUGAAGAAAGCAAAAUGCUUUCAGGAUUUUUUUUUUAAUGGAUUAUAUGGGAAGCUAUUUAUUCGAUCAAAAUCAACCAAAAGAGAGAGAGAAUUUUUACUCCAGAAUGAAAAGAGAACGUUGUGGAGCCCAUCAUACAUGUACCUUCUUCUUCCACUUGUAUCUUCAAAUGAUCCAAGUGAAAAAUCUUUGAAUAUCGAUUGGAGAGGGAUGGAUUCUUGUUUUUCAGUGGUGGAAAUGAUGAAGAAGAUUUCUUUGUUGGGUGGCCAGCAUUGUAAUGGGGACACAGAACCACCUGAGAGUGAAUGCAUGGGUGAAAACAUAGUUCACUUUGCUAAUAGUUCUUUUAAUACUUCAAAUCUUGAAGAAGCAGUAGUAUUGGCUAUUCACACUGGAAAAAUAUACUCUAUAGUUGAAGUGGUAAGUAACACAUCUGCAGAGAGCCCGUUUGAGGUUAUCGAUGCAGCUCCAUCACAAUAUGCUACCUAUGCUGAGUACUUCAAGAAAAAGUAUGGGAUUGAGCUAAUUUAUCCAGGUCAACCAUUGCUGCGGUUAAAGCAAAGUCAUAAUGCUCACAACCUUCUGGUGGACUUUAAUGAUGAAGGUGGUACUGGUAAGGCAGUUGUUAAGCCACAAAUGCACGUUCAUAUGCCACCAGAGCUUUUAGUGACUAUGGAUGUGCCUAGAAGUGUUAUAAAAUCAAUGUAUUUACUACCAUCCUUGAUGCAUCGUUUGGAAUCACUGAUGUUAGCCAGCCAACUUAGAGAAGAGAUUAACUGUGAUGCUCAGAUAUCAACCUCCUUGAUUUUAGAAGCACUUACAACACUUAGAUGUUGUGAAAGUUUUUCCAUGGAGCGUUUGGAGUUGCUUGGUGAUUCGGUUUUAAAGUAUGUUACGAGUUGCCAUCUCUUUCUCAAAUAUCCGAAGAAACACGAAGGACAGCUCUCUGGGCGACGGUCUUCUGCUGUUUGUAAUGCCAAUCUGCAUAAACUGGGAACAGAUAGAAAAUUACAGGGGUACAUACGUGAUGGCGCAUUUGAUCCACGUCGCUGGGCCGCUCCAGGGCAACAUACUUUACGCCCAGUUCCAUGUAAAUGUGGAGUGGAUACUUUAGAAGUACCUCUUGAAAGCAAAUUCCAAACUGAAGACCUGAAAGUCAUUGUUGGAAAGUCCUGUGAUAAAGGUCAUAGAUGGAUGGGUUCGAAAACUGUGGCUGAUUGUGUGGAAGCCCUCGUAGGCGCUUACUAUGUUGGUGGCGGACUAGCUGCUGCAAUUUAUAUGAUGAAGUGGCUCGGUAUGGAUGCCGAACUUGAGCCUUUGUUAGUUGUUGAAGCGAUUUCUAUUGCGUCUCUUCGAACCUACGUCCCAAAAGCCAACGAGAUUGCAACCUUGGAGUCGAAGCUCAAAUAUGAGUUUUUGACUAAAGGUCUCUUACAAGAAGCCAUAACACAUGCAACUGAUCAAGAAGUCAGCCUCGGCUAUUGUUACCAGAGGCUUGAGUUUCUCGGUGAUUCAGUGCUGGACCUGCUUAUAACACGGUACCUCUACGAGACCUAUAAAGAUAUUGACCCGGGGGAGUUGACUGACUUGCGAUCAGCUUCCGUUAGUAAUGAGAAUUUUGCUCAAACCGCUGUGAGACGAGAUCUUCAACCUCAUCUCCAACAUUUCUCGGGGUUGCUUCUUAGCCAGAUAACAGAAUAUGUGAAGUCCUUUUCUGAACCUAACAGCACAACUAAAUCAGUUCAUGGUGCCAAAGGUCCCAAGGCUCUAGGAGACAUGGUAGAAAGUAUUGCUGGUGCAGUGUUAAUCGAUACCAAGCUUAAUCUUGAUGAAGUUUGGAGAAUAUUUGAACCAUUACUGUCUCCAAUUGUGACCCCUGAUAAACUCGAGUUGCCGCCUCUGCGCGAAUUGAUCGAGUUGUGCGACUCUCUUGGGUAUUUUAUUAAAGAAAAAUGCACAAAGAAAGGUGAAACCGUGCACGCGGAGCUUACAUUACAGCUGAAAGAUGUGCUCUUGGUUGGAAAAGGUCAAGACCGUACAAGAAAAACUGCGAGAGGAGAAGCUGCUCGUUGUUUGUUGAAGGAAUUGGAGGCCAGAGGUAUUUCAUACUCCUGGAGCUCCAAGAAGAGAAAGCAUAGUGUUGUUAGUGAUGCUGAGUCACCUUCCUUAGACAUGAGCAUUGAUUUACACAACGGAAUAAUUGAUGCAGGUUCUGUAGACAUGUUGAACCUUAAAAAGCAUAAGACUGCCGAAAGCGAAUUGCUCAUAGGGUCGACUAGAGUUCCUCUAGAUACCGGCUGCUUUUCCGAGAAACCCAGUUCUCCUAACAGUGAUACCCCAGAUAUUUCGGGAAUCAACAUGAAGAAGGGAGGACCUCGAACAACGCUCUUUGAUCUGUGCAAGAAGCAACAAUGGCCAAUGCCGACCUUCGACUCAACCGAAACUAAAUCAAGAACCCCAGUUGAACUCGGUGAAGGCCUCGAAAGAAGAACAGGCUUUAACAGUUUUGUAUCAAGUAUUGUUCUGUACGUUCCCAACUUUGGCAAUAUUGAAUGCACUGGAGAUGCCAGAGCUGACAAGAAGAGUUCACUCGACUCUGCGGCGCUGGUCUUGCUUUAUGAGCUCCAACGGCGGGGGAAACUCGUGAUUGGUGGGCCGUGACAGUUUUUCCUUUAUUAUCUUCCAUUAAUUAUAAGAUGCUAUAAACAGGCAAUUCCUCGUCAAAAUUUGAGCUCUUUAUUAAAUGUUCAUCUUGUAGAUAUCUGAUACAAAUUCUGUAAAAAAUAAAGCUAAUCCAACCUGCAUGUUGUUAGUUUAUUUAACACAUACUAAACGUAUCUC
This is a messenger RNA of Morus notabilis, 5325 nucleotides long. Its product is annotated as endoribonuclease Dicer homolog 3. Lineage: Eukaryota; Viridiplantae; Streptophyta; Magnoliopsida; Rosales; Moraceae. The transcript has 25 exons. The coding region runs from base 193 to 5145 and encodes 1650 amino acids. Gene Ontology annotation, cellular component: cytoplasm; nucleus. The record is from RefSeq and is a predicted model, not a curated record. Gene Ontology annotation, biological process: siRNA processing. Gene Ontology annotation, molecular function: protein binding; ATP binding; ribonuclease III activity.